CCAAGCCCCCAAAGUUUCUGGGGAAUCUUUUUCCUCCCUCUCUACGAUCACCCCGCAGCCUCCAGACCCUUUCCCUCGGCCCCAUCUCCUGGAUUUCUCCGAGGGGUGCCAGGACCCCCGGCCGCAGCCUCACCUCCCCCCGUAACUCUGGUCCGGCCCUCCCCUCCCCCAUCGCGGACCGCACAGCCAAUCCCCCAAGCGGCCGCCAACAUGCUGUUUGAGGGCUUGGAGUUGGUGUCGGCGCUGGCCACCCUCGCCGCGUGCCUGGUGUCCGUGACGCUGCUGCUGGCGGUGUCGCAGCAGCUGUGGCAGCUGCGCUGGGCUGCCACCCGCGACAAGAGCUGCAAGCUGCCCAUCCCCAAGGGCUCCAUGGGAUUCCCGCUCAUCGGAGAGACUGGUCACUGGUUGCUACAGGGUUCAGGCUUCCAGUCGUCGCGCCGGGAGAAGUAUGGCAACGUUUUCAAGACACACUUACUGGGGCGGCCGCUGAUCCGUGUGACCGGUGCAGAAAACGUGCGCAAGAUCCUACUGGGCGAACACCAGCUAGUGAGCACCGAGUGGCCGCGGAGCGCACGCGUGUUGCUGGGUCCCAACACCGUGGCCAAUUCCAUUGGCGACAUCCACCGCAACAAGCGCAAGGUCUUCUCCAAGAUCUUCAGCCAUGAGGCGCUCGAGAGCUACCUGCCCAAGAUCCAACUGGUGAUCCAGGACACACUUCGAGCCUGGAGCAGCCAGCCUGAGGCCAUCAAUGUGUAUCAGGAGGCCCAGCGACUUACCUUCCGAAUGGCCGUGCGGGUACUGCUAGGUUUCAGCAUCCCUGAGGAGGACCUGGGCCACCUCUUUGAGGUAUACCAGCAGUUUGUGGAGAAUGUUUUCUCUUUGCCAGUGGACCUGCCCUUCAGUGGCUACCGGAGGGGCAUCCAAGCUCGGCAGACCCUUCAGAAGGGCCUAGAGAAAGCUAUCCGUGAGAAGCUACAGUGUACUCAGGGAAAAGACUACUCGGACGCCCUGGACAUUCUCAUUGAGAGCAGCAAGGAACAUGGCAAGGAGAUGACCAUGCAGGAGCUUAAGGAUGGAACCCUGGAGCUGAUCUUUGCAGCCUAUGCCACUACAGCCAGUGCCAGCACAUCCUUGAUCAUGCAACUGCUAAAACACCCUGCUGUGCUGGAGAAGCUGCGGGAGGAACUGCGAGCCCAGGGCCUGCUCCAUGGCGGUGGCUGCCCCUGUGAGGGCACCCUGCGCCUGGACACACUCAGUGGCCUGCGCUACCUGGACUGCGUCAUCAAAGAGGUCAUGAGGCUCUUCACACCCAUCUCGGGCGGCUACCGCACUGUGCUGCAGACCUUCGAACUGGAUGGUUUCCAGAUCCCCAAGGGCUGGAGUGUCAUGUAUAGCAUCCGAGACACUCACGACACAGCGCCUGUGUUCAAGGAUGUGAAUGUGUUUGACCCUGACCGCUUCAGCCAGGCACGCAGUGAGGAUAAGGAUGGCCGCUUCCAUUACCUCCCAUUUGGCGGUGGCGUGCGGACCUGCCUGGGCAAGCACUUGGCCAAGCUGUUCCUGAAGGUGCUGGCGGUGGAGCUGGCCAGCACUAGCCGCUUCGAGCUGGCCACGCGGACCUUCCCUCGCAUCACUCUGGUCCCUGUCUUGCACCCGGUGGAUGGCCUCAGUGUCAAGUUCUUUGGUCUGGAUGCCAAUCAGAAUGAGAUUCUGCCCGAGACGGAGGCCAUGUUGAGUGCUACGGUGUAGCCUCACUCUGGUCUCAGCCCAGCCCAGCCCAGCAGAGAGGAUGGGGGGCAAAGAUAGAAACCUGUGGGGUGGGGUGGGGCUGGGUGGGAGGCCAGCAGCCCCGCUAUGUUGUUCUUUGGCCUCUUCCCUGGCAAACCCUCCCCAAAGACAGAAGGGCCCCGCCCCCUCCUGACUCCCACUCUUGGAUCUCCACUGCCCCCUAGCUUAGCUCCUGGGACAGAGCCAGGACUGUAUGCCCAUGACAGUGUUAGUACCAGUGGGUUGAGCUGCAGUAUAUGCUCUGACCUCUGAACGCUUCCUUCCCUUACCCCCUUGUCUUUCUGUGGGUGGUCAGAUGGCUGUUUGAAGGCAGGAGGGAGGAAAAGGGGGCCCCUUGGAGCACUCUUUGACAGCCCCACAUCCUCCCUUCUGUUACUGCUCUAAUGGUGCCCAGAACUGUGUUCUGGGAAUUCUAGUCUAAGCAACCCUAGGCAGGGUGGGAGCUGCCACAGCCUUGAGGGGCCCAUACCAGCCUAGCCAGUUUGGACAUUGGAAAUUACCUGUCGCUGCUAUUUGUCUUCUGACCUUGGGGUGCAUUAUAGGCUUAAUCCUUAGCAUCUUCCUUGGUGGCCCUGGGCAGGGACACUGGCACUCCUCCCCCAUGGGACCAACUGAGCCGGGUGGCUUUUGGCUAUAGCUGGGCUCCCAGCUGCCCACCCUUGCCCCUGUCCCGUAUUUAUUCACUGACCUUGGCUAGACUGAGGUCUGGAGCACCUACCCCCCAACACCUACACACCACCAUCACCACCACCACAUGCACACACCUGCCAGCCUCUGAACUAGCUGUCCUUUUCAAGGCUUAUGUGAGGCAAGAAGACAGUGUGUCUGGUCUAACCCAGUUCUUUGGUAGAGGGUUAACAGCCCUCCUGGGCUCUAGGCAAAAGAUGUAGUUUAACCUCAGAGUCAGACACCCAGCAUAUCUGCCAGGUGGUCUUAGCACUUCCUCCCAGGCUGUCAAAGCCCUGGGCAUGUGGGUCUGGGGGCCACCACUUUCUGUUCCCUCACUGCCUGUCCCAGUGCCGGCCACUCCCCUGGUGAGGAUGCAUAAGGAUACGGGUUCUUCUGAAGGGACUUCUGUCUUCCCUUCCUUGACUCUCUGCCCCUUUGCUCUUUCUUGGAAGAGUCCCCCACCCCAUACCCACUCCCACCCCCAUGCCACUAUCUGCUAAGCCCAGCUCAGGGUUUGGAGUAGAGAAGAAAGGAGAGAGAUAAGGUGGAGAAAGCCCUCUCUCUGAGGUGCCUCAGGCCCUGUGGGGUCUGGAGAAGCUGGAGGGGAGGUUGUAGCUAGAAAGCAAUGGAGAAGGAGAGGAGGGAGACGAGGACAGGGCAUAAGUGAUUUGUCAGAAGUGGUUCAGUUGCAGAAAGGCCAGUGGGGGCGUGGAAGGUGACUGGGUGGGGAGGUGAGGGACUCCUGCCUCUGACAGUUUGAGGGUUAACCAUGCAGGACCUUCCUGGGAAGGGUUUGGGGCUCCAGUGUGUCUCUAGGCAACUCAGUCUGUUUCCAGAUUCCUCUUUGCUUUUGAUUUCCAUCUAUCAUCCAUCGCUUUUGCCCGUUCCUAAGGAAGUGGCUCCUUUUCUCCAGAAAACAGAGACACAGAACGACAGUCCGCAUUGACCUGACCCUGGAUGGCCACUGUCAUGUGGGUCAGCCACAUCUCACCAGCCACACAGAAAGUCCCAUAAGCCACGUUUCCCACAUGUUUCACUGGUCUGUAUUUUUCUGACAGAACCAGAACAAACGACGGCAUUAGGAUACCAGCAAAAUUAUGGUGGAGUCAAAAAUAACUGUAAACCCUCAGCCUCCUUUCUCAGUUCUGAAACAGGCCAAACUGUGUAAAGACUUAUCUUGCCCACACUCCACACACCAGUGCCCGUCUGGGAGGCUCAUCUUCCUGCACACUAACCCUGCUUGCCUGCGGCCCUCUGUUUCAGACUGAAGAUGUGGCAUGUAACUCUGGCCCUGGUGAGGGGCAGGGGGACUGGAGGACCCCAGCAGGCAUCAGGGGCCUUCCGUUUCAGGGGGCCAGCCCAGGAGGUGUAGUGAAGGAAAAGCUGAGGGGGAAGGAUCCCCGUGAGGGUGAAAGAUGGUCUGCCUGGAUGGGUCUCAAAGGUGACAGGCAAAGGGACCUGGCCUAGGCACCCGCGGUGUGGCACCUGUCUCACUCCUGUAGAUGUGUCUGUUCUGUGUUCGUGUGUUUUGUUGUGGUAGCAUUAAUGGGUGAUGUAUUCUCACAUUCCUAACUAUUGUAACUUGACAUUUAAAAAAAACAAACCCCACAAAGACUUCCUGCCACGGGCUUGCAGACUGAAGCACUUUCAAAGUUAGACGCUGGCGUGUGCAUUCUGGGCAACCAUUUUGAUCCUGCCCAGGUUUCUAUUAUUUUAUACACAAAACUUUUUUUUCAUAAAUGUUAUAAUUUUGUGUCUGUCUUUAUAAACUAUUAUAAGUACUAUUUUUGUUAUAAUUCAAAAUAGAUAUUUAGUAUAAAGUUUUUGCUGUUAAAUAUUUGUUAUUUAGUAAAAUAUGAAUUGUUCUUUAUUGUAAACAUGGUUCAAAAUAUUAAUAUGCUUUUAUCACAGUUGUUUUAAUAUUGAGAACGCACUUGUGUGUCUCAUUUUGAUGUGAGCUGGUUCUGUGUGUGUGUUUCGGCUGUCGUGUGGUUUUGAUGUGUAUAUAAUAUUCCGUGUUGCAUAUUACAACAAUGAAUGUCAUGCAUUUUGUGAAAUACUCAAUGUGGCUCUUUUAUUGGCUUCCAUAAUAAACUGUGGGGACUCACCCUUG
This is a messenger RNA of Grammomys surdaster, 4570 nucleotides long. RefSeq names its product cytochrome P450 26B1. The record is from RefSeq and is a predicted model, not a curated record. Gene Ontology annotation, biological process: sterol metabolic process. NCBI's taxonomy places the organism in Eukaryota, Metazoa, Chordata, Mammalia, Rodentia, Muridae. Gene Ontology annotation, molecular function: iron ion binding; monooxygenase activity; oxidoreductase activity, acting on paired donors, with incorporation or reduction of molecular oxygen. Bases 211 to 1749 code for a protein of 512 amino acids. The transcript has 7 exons.